GAGGCGGCGGGGACGGGCGGGCGGCAGCCGGGGCCGCACCGGGCUCGCCAUGGACUACUCCUACCUCAACUCCUACGAGUCCUGCGUGGCCGCCAUGGAGGCGAGCUACGAGUUCAGCCCCUGCAGCCAAGCGGGCUCCUUCCAGUACAGCCCCAUGCGGGGGGGCUUCGGGCCUGCGCCCGCCUGCGCCCCCCUCGCCUCCGCCAGCUGCGCCCUGGGUGCCCUCCGCGACCACCAGCCCUCGCCCUACUCGGCAGUUCCCUACAAAUUCUUCUCGGACCCGUCGGGGAUCAACGAGAAGCGGAAGCAGCGGCGGAUCCGGACGACAUUCACCAGCUCCCAGCUGAAGGAGCUGGAGCGGGUCUUUGCCGAGACUCACUACCCCGACAUCUACACCCGCGAGGAGCUGGCCCUCAAGAUCGACCUCACCGAGGCACGGGUGCAGGUGUGGUUCCAGAACCGUCGAGCCAAAUUCCGCAAGCAGGAGCGCGCGGCCAAUGCCAAGGGGGCCAGCGGCACCGGCAGCACCGGGAAGAAAUCGGAGCCACGCUCUUCCUCAGAAGACGACGAAUCCAAGGAAUCCAACUGCAGCCCGACUCCAGACAGCACGGCGUCCCUGCCUGCCGCUGCCAUCGGCAGCCCCGGCGGCAGCCUGAGCCCCAGCCCCGGCACGGGGGCACCCCUGGGACCCGGCCAUGCCCCCCAGCCCCUCAAGGCACCCCUCUGGGCAGGGGUGGGGGGCGGCAGCGGUGCCCCCAACACGGCCGAGCUGCUGAAGGCCUGGCAGCCCACCGAGGCUGUGCCGGGACCCUUCUCCGGUGUCCUCUCCUCCUUCCAUCGGAAACCAAACGGCAUCAAGACAAACCUCUUCUGAUCGCUAAAUCACCGGAUCCGGCUGCCCCAGAACCCCCCUCGGCCCCCAUCCUGCACCCUCCACCCACCGCCCCCACCACGGAGCCAGCCACGACGCUUCAGCAAACGGGGAGAGGGAGCAGGGACCGCCCCCUGCCACCUCCCGGACCCUGCGCUGAUGGGGCUGACCCGGAGUGGGGGCAGCUCCCAGCGACACCCGUGGGUGCUGUGGGACCAUGGGGGUGCAAGGCGGGGACACCACCCCCGUGCUCAGCCAGCGUGGCCCUGGCAGAGCCUUCGGGUCUGGGGGCUCCCCCUGCACUCCAGGGGUGGGGGCAGAUGUGGGGCUCCCCACAGCACUGCGGGUGCUCCAGCAUCGCCCCAGGAGACGCCCCCUUCCAUGGUCUGUGCCGCUGGGCUGGGGGCGAGGAAGCACUUUAUGGGCGGGCCUCUGGGCUCCAUGGGCUGGGCAGUGCCGGGCAGUUCGCUACGGAGACGCCCCUUGGUGCGGGGAGGAGUUGAUUUCCCCCAGAUCCCGCCUGCUGACAUGGAUUCCGCUCCGGCAGAAAAGCAGACACCCAUCCCCAGCCCCGAAGACUGUGGGCAGUAAAUGCGGCGCUGGGAGGUUCAGCGCUCGCCUGCAUUGCUGCAGGCGCUGCCAGCGGGGACAGGGCGCCAGAGCUGCUGGGAGUGAGGUGGCCCCCUCGGAGUGGGUGCUGCGGGAUGGACCCCUGGCUGUGGAACGGACCCCUGGCGCAGCCAGUGGGAUGGCUCGGAGUAGCCACGACCCCUUGCCCGCAGCAGGGUGGGUGCUCCCACUGAAACUGGCACGGGUGCAGUGGGACCCCCGCACACCCCCGUGACCUCCCCAAGAGUUCCCGUGGGUGCUGGUCGUGCCCAGCCACCCACGACACCCGUGCUGCUGUGCUGGUGGGUUUCAUGGCAUGGUGAGGAUGCUGGCAGCCCAUCCAUGGAUCCCUGUUCCCCCUGUAUCCCUCCCAGCACCCUCGAGGUGGGUUGGUUCCCCACUUUUCUUUCGUUUUUUUUUUAACCAUUCUGUAAUUUAUUACCCAUGUUUGCAAAUGCCACUAAUCCAAAUUAAACUUAAUUUAUUGACA
Messenger RNA from Haemorhous mexicanus (house finch), 1970 nucleotides. It is a transcript of the gene PHOX2A, whose product is annotated as paired like homeobox 2A. The coding region runs from base 50 to 874 and encodes 274 amino acids. The record is from RefSeq and is a predicted model, not a curated record. The transcript is spliced from 3 exons. NCBI's taxonomy places the organism in Eukaryota, Metazoa, Chordata, Aves, Passeriformes, Fringillidae. Gene Ontology annotation, molecular function: RNA polymerase II transcription regulatory region sequence-specific DNA binding; DNA-binding transcription factor activity, RNA polymerase II-specific. Gene Ontology annotation, biological process: regulation of transcription by RNA polymerase II.